Messenger RNA from Dreissena polymorpha, 12946 nucleotides. RefSeq names its product sphingosine-1-phosphate phosphatase 2-like. The record is from RefSeq and is a predicted model, not a curated record. Lineage: Eukaryota; Metazoa; Mollusca; Bivalvia; Myida; Dreissenidae. The coding region runs from base 161 to 1453 and encodes 430 amino acids. The transcript has 3 exons. Gene Ontology annotation, molecular function: sphingosine-1-phosphate phosphatase activity. Gene Ontology annotation, biological process: phospholipid dephosphorylation; sphingosine metabolic process. Gene Ontology annotation, cellular component: endoplasmic reticulum membrane.
ACCUGGUUUAUCACGUGAUGGCGCUAGCGACCGUCAGGUGUUUCUCGUAGAUAAAAAUGCCAAUUUAAGAUAGUGACUAGUGAUUGUCAACAAAGAUUGAUUGUGACAUACAUUCCAGAUUAAGUUUUAAAAUUCUGCGGCUCCAAAAAGUGAGUGGAAAAUGGGUAUAAUUGACACAUUGAACGACCCAAGAAUAGUUGCAAAAUUUCAACAGGUGCUCGGAAUUGAACGUUUACCUGAUCAAAUUUUAACGGACGAGUGUGAAACAAGCGAACGCUAUGACUCGGAAGAGAAAUACGAGAAGUACGUGAAAGACAUCGACACCGAAAACUACGUCCUGCACGGUCGCUAUAAGAACAACAACCGGGUCACGAAUAACGAUCUACAAAAAGAGGGCGUGCCCCCGUUCACCUCCGAUGAUUCUGACUCCGAAAAUGGGCUUUGCAAAGGGAAGCUGUACAAAAUAACGCCUCACAGGAUCAGAUACCGUUGGAUCUACUUUGCGUUUAGGUUUGCGUCCUUUUUCGGGGAUGAGGCAUUUUACCUUACUUGCUUACCAUUCCUGUUUUGGAACGUGGACACGUACAUGAUGCGUCAGACAGUUGUAGUAUGGACCAUCUCCAUGUACCUCGGACAGGUCCUCAAGGACAUUUUCCAGUGGAGUCGCCCUGCAACGCCCCCUGUGGUGCGGCUCGAUGUUGAUUUUGCCCAGGAGUUUUCGCUGCCUUCGACUCACGCAGUGGCCGCUUCUUCCAUACCUCUUACAAUGGCAUUCGUUAUAAUUAACCGUUAUCAGGUAUCUUCACCUUUGAUCAUUGCACUUGCCUCACUCUGGUGUUUGAUGACGUGUGGCAGCCGAUUAUACCUUGGUGUGCAUUCACUACUGGAUGUAAUUGCCGGCUGCCUCAUAUCCGUAACAGUUGCUACGGUGAUUCUACCAUUCCGCGAGGAGAUCGACUGGUUCAUCCAGACCAGCCCGGCCUCGCCAAUCGUUCUCGUUUCCCUGUGCAUAGCCCUCUCGACUAUUCUCUAUCCUGCACCUGAAAUCGGCAACAACACGCGCCCUGACGCCGUGAAAAUCAUCGCGUGCUCUUGCGGGUGCCUUUUGGGUCAGUGGGGGAACUAUUUCAACGGAAUGGCGGUCGUCGUUCCGCCAGAGGGACUGUUUAUCGUCGUUAUACCGAGCCUAAAAGCAGUGGCCUGUGCAAUCUUACGUUUCAUGAUUGGGGUGAUGGUUUUGAUACUGGUGAAGACCGUUGUACAGGCGGUUACGCUAAAAGGGGUGAUAGCGUUUUUUCGGCUGCGGAAGACUGACAAGCACUUGCCGAAGGUUCAGGUCCCCUAUCGAUUCAUUACGUAUCUUACCUUAGGUAUCAUCAUAAGCUGGACCGUUCCUAUUCUUCACACUAAGUUUGGCUUGGGGCGUCCUGCCGUUUACAUGGAGGUCAUAUGACCAGCGCUGUAAUCGGAAUCAUCCAAUCAAAAGCAAUGUUUUAUCGUUGGGCAUUUGUUGCUCAGACACGUUUACCGUAGAUAAUGCAAUGAAGUUUAUUGAUGCAUAUUUAACAAAUUUGUGAUGAGUACAACAUAGCGACAUAUAUUGUCAUGCUUGAAAUAACAAUAGAGGGAUUGUAGUGUUCAAAGAAGCUGAAACAUGUAUGGCUAUGUACUAAUAUUGUAGCAAUAUUUGAAAUUUUCACUAAAAUAGAAGCAUUGAGGCUAUUACAGUAAUCUGUUAAACUUGUUAUACAUUCAAAAACAGGUAAUAUAAAUAUCAACAACAGGUAAUAUGCAACAUGUAAGAAUCAAUUUUACUACAAUAUCAAUGCCAAUGGAGUUCAAAGUGUCUGGUUAAUUGUCCGAGCUAAACCUUUAUGAGGCAGAAUGGGUGUGUAGUCAGGGCUCUCCUUUUGCACUUUUGACCACUGAAUAUCGGCGGCUUCCCCCAUGAAAAAAGUAUAUUUUUUUCCCCUAUUUCAGCUAAAAAUUCCCCCCUCCAAAAAAAUAUUUUUUUUAGCUCACCUGAUUGCUCAGGUGAGCUUUUGUGAUCGGUCUUUGUCCGUUGUAUGUCCGUCCGUCCGUUAACAUUUGCUCGUAAACACUCUAUAGGCCACAUUUCAUGUCCCAUCUUCAUGAAACUUGGUCAGAAGCUUUGUCCCAAUGAAAUCUCGGCCGAGUUCGAAACUGGGUUGUGCCGGGUCAAAAACUAGGUCACUAGUUCAAAAAAAAGAAAAACCUUGCAAACACUGUAGAAGUCACAUUUUAAUGCCCAAUCUUCAUGUAACUUUGUCAAAAUGUUUGUCUUAAUGAUAUCUUGGUUGAGUUCAAAAAGUGGUUCAGAUCCGUUGAAAAACAUGGCUGCCAGUGGGCGGGGCUGUUUACCUUAUUUGGCUAUAGAGAAACCUUGUAUACACUCUAGACGUCACAAUGUUUGCCCAAUCAUCAUGAAAGUAGGUCAAAACAUUGGUUCAAUUGAUGUCUCGGACGAGUUUGAAAAUGGUCGAGAUCGGUGAAAAAACAGUGGGCAGGGCAUUUUUCUCUAUAUGUAUAUAGUGGCAGUUUUCCCUAUUUGGUUAUAGAGAAACCUUGUAAACACUCUAGAAGUCACAAUUUUUGCCCAAUCAUCAUGAAAGUUGGUCAAAACAUUGGUUUUAUUGAUAUCACGGACGAGUUUGAAAAUGGUCUGGAUCGGUGAAAAAACAUGGCCGCCAGUGGGCGGGGCAUUUUUCUAUAUUUGUAUAUAGUGAAAAGAUGUGAACACAGUAGAAGUCACAUUUUUGGCCCAAUUUUCAUGAAAUUUGCUCAGAACAUUUGUUUCUUUGAUACGAGAGUUGAGUUCAAAAAUGGUUCCGGGCAGUUGACUAACAUGGCUGCUGGGAGGGGGGCAGUUUUCUCAUUAUGCCCCCCCCCCCCCCUUUCGAAGAAGAGGUGGUAUAUUGUUUUGCUCAUGUUGGUCAGUCCGUCCACCAGAUGGUUUACGGAUGAUAACUCAAGAGUGCUUAUGCCAAGGAUCAUAAAACUUCAUAGGUACAUUGAUCAUGACUUGCAGAUGACCUCUUUUGAUUUUCAGGUCACUAGGUCUAAGGUCAAGGUCACGAUGACCCGAAAUAGUAAAAUGGUUUCCGGAUGAUAACUCAAGAACGCUUAUGCCUAGGAUCAUGAAACUUCAUAGAUACAUUGAUCGUUACUCGCAGAUGACCCCUAUUGAUUUUCAGGUCACUAGGUCAAAGACCUAGGUCACGGUUACCCAAAGCAGUAAAAUGGUUUCCAGAUGAUAACUCAAGAACGCUUAUGCCUAGGAUCAUGAAACUUCAUAGAUACAUUGAUCAUGACUCGCAGAUAACCCCUAUUGAUUUUCAGGUUACUAGGUCAAAGGUCAAGGUCACGAUGACCCAAAAUAGUAAAAUGGUUUCCGGAUAAUAACUCAAGAGUGCUUAUGCCAAGGAUCACGAAACUUCAUAGGUACAUUGAUCAUGACUCGCAGAUGACCCCUAUUGAUUUUCAGGUCACUAGGUCUAAGGUCAAGGUCACAAUGACCCGAAAUAGUAAAAUGGUUUCCGGAUGAUAACUCAAGAACGCUUGUGCCUAGGAUCAUGAAACUUCAUAGGUACAAUGAUCAUGACUCGCAGUUGACCCCUAUUGAUUUUCAGGUCACUAGGUCAAAGGUCAAGGUCAAAGUGACCUGAAAUAGUAAAAUGGUUUCUGGAUGAUAACUCAAGAACGCUUAAGGUUCAUGAAACUUCAUAGGUAUAUUGAUCAUGACUUGCAGAUGACCAAUAUUGAUUAUCAGGUCACUAGGUCAAAGGUCAAGGUCACAGUGCCAAAAAAGGUAUUAGCACAAUGGCUGUCAAGGUUACGGUGACUCAACUUAGAAAAAUGGUUUCCGGAUGAUAACUCAAGAAUGCUUACGCCUAAGAUCAUGAAACUUCAUAGGUACAUUGAUCAUGACUCGCAGAUGAAAUAAUAAUGAAACUUGACCAGGAUGUUUGGACAAUAUCUAGGUCAAGUUUGACAUUUGGUAAAGAUUGAAUGAACCGACUCCUCUCAGGUGAGCGAACUAGGGCCAUCUUGGCCCUCUUUUUUUUAAACUUUUAUACCUUUGUUGCGAGCUGAUAUCGUGCUACUAACCUUUGAUUAAAUGUAUAUUUAUGUAAAUCACAUUAAAAUAUAGCAAUUUAACGUGAUGAAUGGUUGGUGAAAAGAUCUUCUAAAAUUUCUCUUUUUGUCCAAAAUGACGCGAAAUUCCCCCCUCUAAGGGCCCUGGCCCCAAUCCCCCAAAGGGUAGCAAGAGCCCUGGUAGUGAACUGUUAUGUUUUUAGUUUGGUCAGAAUGUGACUUAAACUUAUUUUAUUUUUUAAUGAAUGCCGGAACAAAACCAACUUAUAUAGCAUGUAAAAUGAACAACUUUUUACGUAUAUGUAUUCACAUGUCUUGAUUUUGAUUUUCCGGUUCAACAUUUUUUGCAUUGUAGUAUUUGACAGUUUUUGUAAGGAAAUAUUUUUUAAGAGAACUGAAAGUGAUAUAUAGAAUUUAAAAAACUGAUUCUAUCUUUUAAGUGUACAGGUGGGUUUUUUUUCGCUUUUUUUAAAAUUCUUCUACAGAAAUAAUUUUUAAGCAUUUAGAUAUAAAUUCAGAUUACAUUUGUAAAUAUUUGUUUUUCUUAGAUUUCUACUACAACAUUUUUUUUUUCAAGAUUGCUUAUUAUCAGGUCAUAAUUCCCACUUCAUGUAUUCCCCUAAAACCAUAUAUUAUAAUUGCCAUUUAUUAUCAAAAGUGUUGUUUUCAAAGAAGAUAUAUAUUGCUGCAAGCAGUAAUUGAGUGUGAUUUCUCUUAGCCUUGACAUUUGUAAGCCAUUGCCUGUGCAUUGAAGGAGUGCAAUUAUUCUUUCAUUUCAUAAGUGUUCCCUUGGUCACAGUUGACUAGAUAAUACACCUGUAAGGUAUUAAUACAGUUCACUGCAUGAGAACGUAUCUAAUGAAGCUAACAGGUAAACUUAAAGUUUGUUGCUUAUAUAGUGAAGCAGCAAUUUGAAUAUGCUACAUGUUCUUUUGAGUUGAUAGGUAAUGUUGCAAUUUCAAACCAAACUUAUUGAUAAUUUCCCAAAAAGAAUAUAAUUUCCCCCAAUCUGUAAAUAGAACUAGGUUUGUGGAUAUAAAAAAAACCGGCAACAUUCUAUAAUCUUGAAAAGCGAUCUCUUGAUUUUAGGCUGUAUAUUUUCAAUUGAUGUUUAAGUGUAAUGCAAAUAUUAAAAAAACAAACUUGUGAAGAUAUUGACAUUUUGGCUUGAUAGUAGGAUAGUAUUGGUUUAAGAAUGUUCUAAAGAGAGAGAUAAAAGUUAUGUUUGUUUAUUUCCCCUUUACUCAUGAUAGGCUUGCUUUUCAAUAUACAUUUUGCAAUCAGAUGGGUUGUUUGUAUUUCGAAAGCAGGUUUUUUUUUGGCCCGAUUUUAUAGCCGAAAUUCGGCUAUGUUCCCAAUCCCAAAAAGGAUACUUUUUUCCCAAAAUGUGACAAAAAAUUCCCAAUUUCCAAAAAAAAAAAAAAAACAUUUUUUUUUUUUUUUAAAGAAGUGUCUAAUGCAUAUUUUAUCUAAAUUUUAAUUCAAUUACAUCUAACAAAGUAUUAUAUGAUUGUGUUCUUUUAAUUUGAAUGAUUAUGAAGAGUUAUAUCAAAUUUAGUAUUUCCCUAAUCAGUGGACUGUUUGUUUGGAAUAAAAAGGCUAAUGAAUUUUAUUUUCCCAAUUUCAUGAAAAUGCCGAUAAAAUUCCCAAUUCCAAAGCCAUGGGCUAUCUUCCCAAAAAGUGGGAAAAAAACCCUGGAAAGCAGUUUUAAGACAAAUGUCCACUGGCAUUCAAGCACAUUUCAAACCUUGAGCCAAGUCUUAUCACAGAACUGGGACAAGCUUUUUGUAUUUUGGCAAUUUUAAAUGUUAUGAAAAGAGAGACUCAGAGCAUAAAAGUUUAUAUCAAAGAGUCCGAUCCUGGGUUCUUAUCGCUAAUCAUGAUUUAAUUGCACUUACAAAAGAUUUCGCAUAUUUAGUACUAACAUGCUUUUUUUUACAUUUUUUAACAUGAAUAAAUAUCUGUGAAUGAGUACCUUUAAUGAUAAUUUGUUGCACUUAUGUUCAUCGACUUUUCCUUGAUAUCAUACAUUUAUAUAUGACAUGAUAACAUUUUUUGUUUAAUGUUUACUUUUGCUUGUAGCGUAAGUGUGCAAUUGUCUUAUUGUAAAUCACAAUGUUUGAAUGGGCGUACGUCAAAGUUUAUUUAUUAGAAGUGUGUCAAUAGUAUUAUUAAUCUUAUGCUAUUGUCUCAAGUAUGUAUCUUAGUUAUGUCGCCAUUCAUGAGUCCAUCCUUUGUUUUUGUAUUUUUAUAGAUUUUAUUUUAAUACAAGUUUAGAGUUUUCAUUUGCAGUAUUCAGGUAUUUUUCUAAUUUUGCUCUAGAGACUAAAAGAGGCUUUUGGGGGCAGACUACCCAGGCUAGAUUAUUCAGUGUUCAUAUAAUAGAUUUAAUCAACUUUCUUGUUUGUUUUCAUUAAAAUCAAGAUUUCUGGAUACCAUAUAUGAAAAUAAAAGUUGUUAAGGAAGUACAAAAAGUUAAAAUAAGUAAGUAAAAACGAUGCUGCAAUCAUCGUAUACACACAUGGUGCGUUGUUUAUGUGCGAAAAUGAGGAAUUUGUAUUGUCUUAUUAAACUUGCCAAAAAAUAGGAAGUUCGGAUUAUUCUAUUGAGUUAAUAAUUAUCAAUUGUUGACAUAACAAUUUGGGUAAAACUUUACAAUAUAAUUUCAGCAAAAAGUGUGAUAGAUCCGAAGUCUGCACCUGAAAUAUGCUUCUUUCCAUAUACAUGUAUCAUGAGCAAAGUAAUUAACAUAAAGCUUUUAUACCCCAUCCCCCUCUCCCCUCAUUACUCCCAUAGUGUAUACGGUCUUUAUAAUAGGACAAUGAAUAAUUCAUUACAUAUUGCAUGAAUGUCAAACAUUUUCCAUUUCCAGUGCCCUGGUUUGAUAAAUAUGCGCUACUAGCCACUAUUAUUAAUAGAGUAUGUUAGCUAGUUAAUACUUUCUUCUUAUUUUUUCUAUAAAAGUUAGUUCAUACAUGUACUUUACAAUUUUUCACUAACAGAGCUCUUAUAAAUUGCUGCUGAUGCUGACUUUGUUAUAGAUAUCUUUUGGUGCCUUCAUACUUACAAGGCAAAUUAGAACUAAAUAAUUUAAUUUUUGAAGACUACGCAAAUUGUAUACAUUGUUAGUUUUUUUUUUUUUUUUUUUUAAAUGCAUAAUGAUACUGCAUGUUCUUUCACAACUUGUUUUGUUCAUCAUGCAUGGUGAAUUUUCAAUAUUUUUAAAUAAUUUAUUCCAAUUUUAAUACUGUAGGUCCCACAACUCAAAUUUACCCUUUAUACUGUCAUGUGUGUAUGCAGUUAAAAUUCUUAAAUUUACAUAUUUCAAUGGCUAAAAAAACAUACAUAAUAUUUUUCUCUAAUCUGGUGGAUUUACAAUGAAGUCUUUGGAUUUAAAAAUUAGCAAUUGUUACUGGUAUUAAAAAAAGAGUAAAAUUGCAAAGAUCUUAAGAACAUUUAAGCUGGUGCAUGCUGGGUAAUUUGUCUUCUGCUAAAAUGUCGUCUGCUGAAUUUCUAAAAUUAGCAUUUUCUUCGACUUUUUUCAAAGGAUACUAUCCAAAUAGCAAACAGUUUGGAUCCUGAUGAGACGCCACGUUCUGUGGCGUCUCAUCUGGAUCCAAACUGUUUGCAAAGGCCUUUAAAAUCCGGUUCCCGCACUGAAAGGGUUAAGCUGGUGCGGUGCAUAUUGGAAUUAUUGUUUACAAGAUUAUAGUUAAUCUUAAAAUUAUUUUAUGUUUGAAGAGUUUACUGAUCUUAAGGUGUUUGCACAAUAUAAAUAUAAAAUUUUGAGAUUGACAAUCAUCAUUUAGAAUUUGAAAAUCUUUGAUAACCGAAAAUAAAGACUGUACUUGUCAAAUCGGCUACACAUUUCGGUAUCCAACAUAGCUUGAAGCUUCAACCAUGUGUGAUGGGAAAACAUUUUUAUCUGAUCAAACUAAGCUUGUAACUGGUAUAAAAAUCUGCAAACUGUAAACAAUAAAAUGAAAUGACGAAAAAGCAUAACACGACGAUGAAUUUUACAUGGAAAGAUCCAAUGCCUGCUGUAUGGCAUAUCGGAAAUAGUACUUGAAAAUGUAUGACCAGAAAUAUUUAUCAGUGUUUUAAAACUAUUUCAUCAAUACAUUUUGUGAAUUUAAAUUUACGUGUGGAGUCAUUCAGGUUUUGUUGGAAUAUUUCAUGUAUUUAUAUUUUCAAAAUCUAUAAACUGUUGAAUGUAGUACUUGUGAAAGCCAUGUACAUGUUCUAGUAAAUGUUUCAGUUAUACUUUGCCCUGCAAAAAGGUUUUAUGGCCAUUCUGAAUUGACAAUUUUCAAGUGGGGAUUAUAGUCUUUAGAUUGGACAAUCUGGAGUGUCUUGUAUUUGAAGGAUAGGAUAUCUUAUAAGUGGUUUCCUUAUUAUCGUUUAGAGAAGUUGAAAGUCAUUGUGUCCCUUAACCCUUUAGUUAAAUGUGUCAUAAAGCUGAAAUACUUUGGGAGAUUUUACGUUUUCUGUGGAUUUUUUUCUUUUUUGAAAGAUUUAAACACUUCACAAGUACAUGUGCGUGCAAAAUUUUCAAUGUGGAAUGUACAUGUAACAUGCAAUAUUGCUUAAAAAUGGUACUCAUCAAAAUAACAUAAACCCUAGCCCACUUGAAAACAAAGUGAAAAUGGCUAUUGGUCUUACUGAUAUAGAUUUGUAGUGUUUUUUCUACCACACUUCCCUGUUUGACAAUUUUUAUGUAGCCGGGUUUAACUUUAUACCUUGACGUUUAGAAUGGUGAUAAACAGAUAAACUUUAUGAGAGAGCAAAGUCCUAGUAUUUUGAAAUAUCACCGCUUGACAGUCAUGUGAAUUCUCGUUCAAGUAUUAAUCACACUUUAUUGUAUACAUCCGCCCAAGGUCAUUUCACAAUUGUGUUUUUGAAAAAGUUGAUCGACGAACAAGUAAUGCAGCGUAUGCUGUUGCUUUAUUUAUAAAGAUUUGUUUCACAUUCCACCCAAGUACCAACAAUAUAAAGCUUGUGUUGCUAAUUAUAAAUGGGUUUUUGAAAGAUUAUUUAUAGCACAAAUCUGUUAAUGUACCGGUAAUUUAUCCUAUAAAAAAAAUGUGUUGGAGAUAGUCAAGUGCAGGGCUUAUUUUCUUGAUUUGGGGAAAGGGCCUAGCCUUUUUGGGAUAAUAAUUAUCAACAGAAUUGAGAAAGGGGAAGGAACUUAUUAAAGUAAGCUUGAAAUAUGGGGAAAAUUGCAUAAUUUUAAAGAAAUUCUCUUAGGGGAAGGGGCCUUUUUCUUGGGGAAAGGGGCCAAUAUAAGGUUCUUGCUAAAGAAGGAAAAAAAGCCCUGAAGUGGGAUGUGCUGUCUAAAAUUUCAUUAGUGUGAUGAAUAUCCCAUCAUUCUACACGCUUAAUUAACUCUUUCAGUGCUGGAACCGAAUUUUGAAGGCCUUUGCAAACAGUUUGGAUCCAGAUGAGACGCCACAAAACGUGGCAUCUCAUCAGGAUCCAAACUGUUUGCUAUUCUGAUAGUAUUCUUUGAAAAAAAAUGAAGAAAAUGCUAAUUUUAGAAAUUCAGCAUACAACAUUUUAGCAGACGACACAUUUCCCAGCAUGCAAAGGGUUAAGGGUAAUAACAAUAAAAAAAACUAUUAUUUCAAGACUAUUUUUAUAGGUGCAUGAAAAGUAUUGACUUCAUCUAGGCCAUAGGUUUAUUUGGGAAGUUCUCGCAACAAAGUUUAGUAAAUGGAAACAUAGAACUUAAAGUCAACUGUUGGGGAAAAAAACACAUUUGCCUAGGGAUUACAUCUGUACAUGUAUAUGAAGAAGAAUAUGUAAAUAGCACAAAUGGGCAGAGGUAAGGCCAAAUGGCGUGACAGCAGAGGUCCUUGUGGCAUGUGGAUAUGGUGUCCAUCUUGCGACCAAGAGGUCAAAUGUAUAAUUCCCCAUGUGGGAGAGUUUUUUUUAAUCUUCACACUUAUAGGACACCGAGUCAUGUUGCUGACAAAGAUUUGAUUUUGUUUUAAUAAGCCUUAGGCUUUCGAUCCGAUCGUACUGAAAUAAAUAGGUUUAAACUCAUUGACUGUGCUUAAAGUCAGGAUAGCCAAAAAAAUAAAGAAAUUGGGUCCAUCAGCUUCAAACUUUACUUGUAAUUUGCCACAUUUCUGUUCUCAUCCUGCAGUGUUGUAAAUGUUUGUUAUAAGUCACAUACAGACCUCCAUUAUUGCUAUUCAAUUACAAUUCAUUGGCAACAUGCUCAGAAAUAUGAUACUAGAAACAUUUCAUCUGGGAUUUCUACAUUUGCCAUGAUGGUUUAGAUACCACAUCUCAAUACUUCCUCACACAUGAGUGAUAUCCCACUCCUGUUUCUCAUUGAUGUCAUACUAUGAAAAUGUUCCAUGCAAAAAAGCUGCAAUAUGUGAUGAUAUUGAAUAUUGUAUUUAAGGAAUCGUUAACAAUUCCAGGGCAUAUUUGUGUGUUAACGCCCCAUAUGAAAAUGAGUCGUGUUCUGAGAAAACUGGGCAAAAUGCAUGUGCGUAAAGUGUCGUCCCAGAUUAGUCUGUGCUCAGGGAAGACACUUUCCGCUUUUAUGACAUUUUUCGUUUAAAUGAAGUCUCUUCUUAGCAAAUAUCCAGUUAAGGCGGAAAGUGUCGUCCCUGAUUAGCCUGUGCGGACUGCACAGGCUAAUCUGGGAUGACACUUUAAGCACAUUAUGGUCAUUAUUUGCAAAACAAGUAUGAUAAUCAUGAAGCAUGUAUUCUCCUAAACUUUUCUUUCUAUCAGUUUUAAAAAUGUUUUGUUGAACUUAUAAAGAUUUAUGUUUUUGUAUGUUUUUUACUCAUGUUAACUGGAGUGGUUAAAGAUAAUCGUGGGAAAAUAAUGUAGACAUCAAAAUAUAAAAAACAUAAGUAACAUUAUAAAUGGCAAAUAUUUUUUCCAAAAUCAUGUCCUAAAUUGUGUGUAUGGUUAUUAAAUGAUAAUUAUUUCCUCCAAAAAUGCUAAAGUAAUUGUAUGCAUAAUUUAAUUUAUUUGCAAGUGUAUGCCUAAUUAAGUAUACAGAUUUUUGUGUUUGUAAUGUUCUAGUUUGUUUGUGACUCGUUUAUAAUCAAUUAAAGUUACUUGUGAUUGCAUAUUUGUCUAUUCAGUAUUUGAAUGAACUUUGUUCAUAAUCAUAUGCUGGUGAGACAAAAUUGAACCAAUUAACCAGUUUUUGUUGUAUUGUCUUUUAUUUUGUUAUAUGAAGUUUUAUAAAUGUGUUUUAUGUCUCGAGAACAAACAGUCGUAGAAGAUGCAGAUUUUGCAUUCAAGCCUCGAUUUUCACACAAGUUCAAUGCAAAGAGGAUAAAAAUUUCAUGAACUGCUUUUUACACAGCAUUCUGCCCUGUCUAUAUGUAUGUGCAAACUGUAUUAGUAUCUCUAUCAUCUUUCUAUAGUCGGAUUCCCUAUGAUAUUGUUUAUACGGUUUUGUUUAAUACUGUUAUUACUUUAUGCAGUGAUAUUUUUAUUUUCAUAGAUUAAAAAAUAAAAAUUGUAUUGUUUCAUGUCAAGAAAUAUUAACACAUUUUCAAUUUAUUGUAUCCAUAACCUGAUGACCACUUGCUACAUAUUAGAAGAUUUCAGGGGUAUUUGUCACUUGGCAUGUGCAAACUCUAGAUAUACCUCGGAAAUGGGCUCAGUAUCAUGGUAAAUUGAAUUGUUUUCAUGUGUUUUGGUUGACUAUUUCUGCCAAAUUUUGAUAUACAAAUGAUACAAAUAUAUGCAAGGGACGCUUGUAUUUAUAUUUGUAUGUCAUUUUUGGAAAUAUUAUAAGCAAAACACUUGGAGUUUUCUUAAAGAAUACCGGAAUUCCUAAUAGUCAAAUCACAAUGUCUGUAUAUACAGCUUUCAAUGGGGAUUGUUAAUUCUAUUUGUGGAGUCACUAAAACACUGAACAAUAUAUAUAUAUAUAUAUAUAUAUAUAUAUAUAUAUAUAUUCACCAAAGAAUACUAUUAGAUUUCACUUUCUUUCAAUAUUUUUCCAUACCAUGAAUGUAACAUGAUAAUUAUGACCAUAUACUUCAUAUAGUUCUCAGAUUUGAAUGGCAUAAAUUGCUCAAAUUAAACGUGUUUGUCUAUGACAGAAAAUAUUAACAUUUAGUUACGGAGUAUAUUACAAAUAACAUUUCAAAUUGUUGGAAAACUUAUUUUUCUACAAUAUUAUUAAUAGUCAAAUGCUUAAAGACAAUUUUAUUUUAAUAUCAUUCAACUUAUAAUAAAGUUUUAAGUGAAAACAAAAAGGUAAUACACUCUGAAGCAGUACCUUCAAACCAUUAUGCAUUAUUGUAUUUUAUUUAUGUAGCAAACUGUAGUGUUGGAUCAUUGUUUUGUAUUAUGUAGUGUAACAAUUAAGCAUGACAUUUUAUUUGUGUUUUCUGCCCUCUUUAAAUUGAAAUAAUGUGUCGAUAUACAUUGUGUUUAUAUGUACGCACUUUGUAGGUGAUGUGGUAAUUAUUAAUUUUAAUCAUUAAAAAUGUACGUUUGAACUAGUGUGCUGUGAAAUCGCCUUCCAAUGCUUUACUUAUGUUCGCUAUAAAUAGUGUUCUAUUUUAUAUUUUAUCAUUAAUUGGCUCUAGUGUCGUUUUAAUUAAGGUUUAAUAUUCGUCCCAUUCUACCCCCUGGUAGAAAAAAUCCAAAGGUAUCACUCUGUUUAUUGAUUUAAAUAAUUAUCGUUAUUCACAUACGAUGUACAUGCCGUUAGAUUUGUUAUGAUACAUUUCUUGUUUUAACGUUAUCCCAAUGUGUUUGUGUACAUUAAACCAAUGUUAAUGAUUUGUUCUUUCAAAAUGUGAUCGUAGUUUUAUUGCAAUAAAUACUACUGUAACUA